Molecule: messenger RNA, 1257 nt
Organism: Caenorhabditis briggsae
Lineage: Eukaryota; Metazoa; Nematoda; Chromadorea; Rhabditida; Rhabditidae
Exons: 6
Coding region: 1-1257 (418 amino acids)
Molecular function (GO): oxidoreductase activity
Source: RefSeq, a predicted model, not a curated record
AUGAUUUUGGCAUUUUCCUUGUUUUCAUUCAGGUACUUAGACUUAGUUUUGGUGCACUAUCCUCGUCCAUUUACAACUGAUGACAAGGAUGAACGUAACAAGAUUUACCGCAAGGAGGCGUGGCUUGCUCUUGAAAGCUUGAAAAAGGACGGAAAAAUUCGUUCCAUCGGUAUUUCCAACUAUGAAAUAUGUCAUAUCGAGGAGAUGCAUGAAUACCGUACCAUUGAGCCAACUGUCAAUCAGGUGGAAUUUCAUCCACAUUUUCAACGGAAGGAGCUUCGUGAAUUCUGUCAAAAGAACGGAAUUCUUUUUCAGGCAUUCUCUCCAUUCGGGCGUGGGAAUAGUGCUCUAUUGAAUGACCAAAUUAUGACUGGUAUUGCUGAAAAACAUCAUACGACUGUUUCGUCUGUCAUUCUAACAUGGAUCGUGCAAAGUGGAAACGGUGUCGCCGUGAAAUCAAAGAGCAUUGAGAGAGUUUCCGAAAACUUCAAGAUGUCUUUUCAAGUGAGUGUUGCUGUCAAUGAUGCGCCACUGCAGAAGAUAACUGUGACACCAAGCACGACGAUUGGAGAUCUUCACAGCGAUGCUAUUCUGGUUUGGAAGGAUAUGGCUAUCGUGUAUGACGUUACGGAGGGAAACGGAAACGGGCCGGCAACCACUUUGGAACAACUCGGAGUCAAUUCCCUCUCUAUGAUCUACGUCUACACAACUUCCUUCCCAUGCCCGUCUGGAGACAUCCGGUCUAUCGUUCCAGCACAAGUCCGACUUAUAACCCAGUUCGCUUCUGCUGCUUCGAACCUUUUUAAUCAAGCAAAAACCACAGCUCCUUCAUCAUCAUCGAAUCAAAAUGCUCGUACUUCACAACAGGCUGACGACGGCGAUGAUGGAUCGAUUAAAACAAUGUUCUCUCGGAAAGUUCUGGAGAAGCCAUCUAUGCUCAAAGCUCUGACAGAAAACAUGUUCUUCCGAUUGAAAAAUGAGGCACAUAAGCUCGCAUUUCAACUUCCGGAUCUCGUUGAACGGUUUACUCAGAAUAAGGACCAGACAUACAGUGAGUCUAUUCUUUGUAUUUUAAAAUUUAAUUUCGUUUUAUUUUCAGAAGAAUUCGAGGCAUUUUUCCGUUCAUACAUUGAAGAGGAGGUUCAUAAAGAGGAAAUCAUUCAGAACAACCCAAACUCCGCGGAAGCAAAAAUGUUCUUGGAAGCUAGACGCAACAAGGAAUUGAUCAAUGAGCAGUAUGUUCAUGUAAGCUGUUAA